CUCACUCUCUCACGUGUUGUCAUGUAAUGUGAUGUGACAUCAGAGCUGCUCUCCAUAGAUGGAGCUGCUGCACAGUGGAGCAGAGAGGGGGCUGUGUGCUGGGGACAGCGCUGCACUCACUGAAACCAGAUCCUCUGUCUGAUCUGCACAAUACCAGGAGCCACUCUCUGCAGGAGCUCCACACACCCUGCCUGCAGCCUGGCACUGAGAGCCGCAGCAUGAAGAAGAACGUCUCUGCAAAGAGGGGUCCACUGGACGGGAAUCAGGCCCCCAGCCAGCCGGAAAAAGUGGGCUGGAUUCGUAAAUACUGCGGGAAGGGCAUCUUCAGGGAGAUCUGGAAGAACAGAUAUGUGGUGAUCCGGGGAGACCAGCUGUACAUGUCAGAGAAGGAGGUGAAGGAUGAAAAGAAUGGGCAAGAAAUUUUUGACCUGAGCGACUACGAGAAGUGUGAGGAGCUGCGGAAAUCAAGGAGCAGGUCUAAGAAGAACCACAGUCGUUUUUCACUUGUGCGAUCAAAACAACCGGGAAACACGGCACCGAACCUGAUCUUCCUUGCUGUCAGCCCGGAGGAGAAAGAGUCUUGGAUCAACGCCUUGAACUCAGCGAUCACUCGAGCCAAGAACCGCAUCUUAGAUGAGGUCACGGUAGAAGAAGAUAGCUAUCUGGCCCAUCCGACUAGAGACAGAGCGAAGAUACAACACUCCAGACGUCCGCCGACAAGAGGUCACCUCAUGGCUGUGGCAUCUACCUCAACGUCCGAUGGAAUGUUGACUUUAGACCUCAUCCAGGAAGAAGAUGCCUCUCCCGAAGAGCAAAGCUGUGAGCAGAGCUUCAGAGUGGACCUGGAUAAGUCUGUGGCCCAGCUGGCUUCAGUCCGCCGCAGAUCAGACUCUGAAAACCUAAAGUGCCCAGAAAAGGGAAGGUCGGAAAACCUUCAACAGGGAAAAAACCAAAUACCUUGGGAUAAAUGGGCUCCACAUCGCGAUUCAUUUGGAAAGGGCACAACCUACACACCUCAGGUUCCCAAAAAAUUGUCCUACUCCGAGAAGAACAAAUGUGCCUCCAUGGAGGAGAUCUUGUCCCGUUCGGACUCUUCUGGACAGCGACCGAUACCAAAAAAGGUACCAGAGUCAGAUAAGCUGAUGCGAAUACAAGAACUGAUUGCUCAGAAGAUUGAUAAAACUCAGGAACUUCUCACCGAGGUGAAAGAAUGUGGGGAUGGGAAAAAAAAGGGAAAGGAAUCUCCCGGGAAGGUGGACUCUGAAAAUGUCCUACAAGAAGCUGAAAGGUUAUUAGGAGAAGCUUCUUACAACUGGAAGCAGGCUAGGAAGGUUCUGCAGGAAAUUAAGGAGCUGAGAGACCUUUAUAAACAAGCAGACCCACAGUCCUCAGACCCGAAACAGAAACUGAGCAGUCAUUACAGAAAAAGCCUCAUGUAAAAGGUGCGAGUGUUUAUUAUGUCCUCAUCUCCAAAAAGGAAUAUUUCCUGCUUUCUGGCUUCACGACGCAAAGCCAAGGACCACGGCGAGUCGCAGAGCCCAGAAGAGGGGAGAAGUCGGGCUGUCUCCAGGAAGGUCCCUUGGCUUUGCAGUUUUCUUUACCAACCCGUUCAUUUCGGGGUGGUCAUACAUGCUGUAGAAUGCAGCAGGCUGUUGAUAUAUAUGCAGGGAGCCCCGUGGAGGCGAUUGGGAUCCAAUAACAUUUGCUUUUAACCUGCGCAAACCAGAAUCCUUAGGCUCUAGGAGGCUGCAACGAGUCUUGGGGCAACUGGAUGAGGCAUGUGACUAACUGUAUAGUCUUGUAGAAUGUGCUAUCCAAUACAAGUUAACCCAUUUCCAUUGUUACACGUGUUUACAUCUGCUUAGUUACUGUGCAUUUUACCUUUUCUUUCAUCAGGCGGCACCAUAACAGUCAAGGGGAUUCAUUCUCUAACCACUUCAGACCAUCUGCAUUAGGCUGUAGCAUAAAUUGGUACUGAGUAUGACUAUGCACUUUUGUAUCCAGGUGUAUUUUUCCUUUGCAAUGAUCUGUGAUGAUUUGAUAUGCGCCGCUUGUCCCCUUGGCUGAACCAAUCAGUUGGUGUAACACUGGUGACAUCAUCACAUGGGCAGGAGGCACCUUGGUGAUGUCACUAGACAUUGACUAUACAAAUUAGCCUUGAUCCUCCCCAUUAACACCCUCAUUUAAGUUGAUUUAACCGGCUUGAAAAUCAAAUAUUGGAUGCUCCCCGGAUAGCUCAUCAGUGGUUCUCACUGGGGUACUCAAAAUUUCCAAAAUGGCUGCAAUUUCCCCUUUCUUCUGGUAUACAAUGCAGCCCCAGUUUUGCCAUGUUGCACUGUUGUCUUCCACUUUGUUUUUGCUGUGAACCGUUUUCAUCUCAAAGAUAAAAAUUAAAAUAUGGAAUUCAUCCAUCUCCUCCUUUCAGAUUUACUAAAGCCGAGCAUGUUAAGUUAAACUUGAGGCCACUAGCUGUAAUUUUGUGCUCCAUCCUUCGUUUGGGAAGAAUGCCAGUCAUCCAUUUGGCAUGUUAAACAGUAGCUGGCUCCCGUUACACAGAAAUUAAAACAUCAUGGCUUAGAAAUGUCUGCUGAAAAAUUCAUGGCUUCUGUUAAAUGGCUGUAAAUGAUUCAGAAUGACGUGCUGUGUAUGGGUGUACUUGAUGUAUUGUAGCAGAACUCUUCGCUCAAGGACGUCUCCCUACCAACAAACCUUAUAACAAUACUAUUAAGCAGCAUCUGCAUUGCAGGAACCGGGUGGAAAAGGCACCACUAUAUUGCCAGGCAUCUAGUGUAUAGCACAGAAUUGUGGGAUAUAUGGUGCAGGGUUUGCUGACGAGUCCCUGACUGCAAUGAUCCCAGUGCUAAUGAGGACGGUAGUGUUGUUACUGGCAUCAGGUCAGGUUAUGGUUAGGAACCAAACUGCAGAUUAGUUGUCCUAGGCAACAACUAUUUUAUUGCCUGUUAAAGAGGUUGGCCACUUUCUGGUUACUGUUGACGGAUCUGUUUGUGAGAUGAUUAUAUGGCACUCACUAAUAUAACCUUUAUUGAAAUUCUGCACCAUUUCCAAUAUCUCAUAAGGUAUGACCCACUGUUUACAAAGUCUUGUGUGCUGUCCACACAGAGGUCCUGUCCACAAGAUGGCUGCCGAUGGAGGGUCAUGUGACCAGGUGAACCAUCUCCAUCUCUACUUGUUCUGUUGGGAGUUUAGUGCAGGUGCGGUGUGUUUGAAUGGUGGA
Bufo gargarizans (Asiatic toad) is the source of this 3235-nucleotide messenger RNA. It is a transcript of the gene PLEKHO1, whose product is annotated as pleckstrin homology domain containing O1. The coding region runs from base 219 to 1439 and encodes 406 amino acids. The transcript is spliced from 6 exons. The record is from RefSeq and is a predicted model, not a curated record. Gene Ontology annotation, biological process: regulation of myoblast fusion. Gene Ontology annotation, cellular component: ruffle membrane; muscle cell projection membrane. Lineage: Eukaryota; Metazoa; Chordata; Amphibia; Anura; Bufonidae.